This is a messenger RNA of Mycetomoellerius zeteki, 664 nucleotides long. RefSeq lists its product as uncharacterized. NCBI's taxonomy places the organism in Eukaryota, Metazoa, Arthropoda, Insecta, Hymenoptera, Formicidae. The transcript has 2 exons. Bases 101 to 664 code for a protein of 187 amino acids. The record is from RefSeq and is a predicted model, not a curated record.
UAAAGAAAGAAUAAGGGAAGAAAGAUUGGCCCAAAAUAGUUGUCCACAUUAAAAUUUCGCAAGAAUUGAUAUAAUAUAACGUUUUCGUCAUAAAAAAAUAAUGGAUGCUAAUACAGAUAAAAAUGAAGUACUAUUUGGUUGGUGUGACAAAAGUACUCGUUUAUUGUUAGACAAAUACGAGCAAUAUUUGCCUUUAAUUGGACCUAUGAAACAAUUUAAAAAUAAAAAAUUAAUGUGGAUACAAAUAUCAAAUGAUAUAUUAACACAACUAAACAUUGAACGAAGCGCUGUACAAUGUGAAAAUCGUUACAAGACCAUAUUAAAACGUAAGAUGCAAUCUGGGAAAAGCAAUCAACAGUCAGGUGCAAAAAGAACAAGAGUUGAAUUUGAAGAAGAAUUAAACAAGAUAAAAGCAAUAGAUGACAGUUUAGAACCUGAAAUUUUGCAAGGUCCUGGGAAAAUUAUUGAAAAGAAUAAAGAAAAUAUACCAAAGGAUUGUACAGGAAAAAAAAAGAAAAAAAUGACUGUAAGUGAGACUUUGUUACAGAUUCAAAAAGAAAAAGAAGAAAAAAGAGAGAAAAGACAUAAUGAAAGACUUGAAGUAUUACGUGAUUUUAUAAAGAUAUUUUCAACAGAUAAUACAACUGACAAUAAUAGCGAGUAG